CCCUUGUUUACUGGUCCGCCGGGGCCGGCUGGCUGCUGUGAGGCGGCCGAGUGAGCAGGCGCCGCGCCGCUUCCCGCCUCCCUGGUGAUGCCUGAGGCGGCGGCGGCGGCGGCGUCGUCGUCGUCCUUGCUGUUCCCUUCUUCCUCGUCGGGGCCGCGGGGCGGACGGCGGGCAGAGCACCCGGGGCGCUGAGGGCGCAGCGGCGACGGAGGCGCCCGCCCUCGGCGGCGCACCUCAGCGCGGGAAAGAGCCGGCGGGGGCGGGAUGAGGUAAUGGGGGGCGGCACGUGAGGGGGCCGCUUCCUCCUCCUCCUCCCCCCCUCGCGGGCCCUUCCCAGCCAGCGAGGCCGCCUGACGGUGCCAUGAGCGCGGCCGGGGGCUGCCCGCGGGUCGCCCGCCCUUCCCGAAACCCCGCCGGGGCCCGGGGCGAGCCGUAGUGGGGCGGCUGUCCUGGGCCGCGGCGGACGAGGGGAGGGAUGCUCCGCCGGCCUGCCGUGUCAGCGCGGGCAUUUUUGCGCCUUUAGCCGCUCCUUUUACCUCUGCGGCGGGGGAGGGGAGCAGUUUUAGGACCCCUCCCCCCUUUCCCCCCCCUGCCGGGGAGGGUUUGGCUCCCUCAGCCCGGGGUGUGCUUGGCCGGCUACUCCACCCCCUCCCCCUUCCCUCCCCCCCUUUUUUGGGGGGGUGGCUUGGUUUGGCUUCGUUUUGGAGGAGUGGUUUUCCCCCCCUCUCUCCCCCCCCCGUCGCCCCAUUUAUAAAUCCGCCUCCCGAUUUCCUAAAAGGAAAAAGCUUAAUUAAAAAGUGCCCACCGAAGCUGCCUCUGGGAGGGAAUAAUAGCCAGGUGAAAAGCGCACUCAGUUUCCAUGGACCACCCGUCCAUUAUCACCCAGGUGACUAACCCCAAAGAAGAAGAAAUCCUGUCUUGCUCUCAGGAUAAAGCAUCCCAAUGUAAUCUCAGUUUGAAAAAGCAGAGGAGCAGAAGCAUCUUUAGCACUUUAUUCUGCUGCUUUCGUGACUACAAUGUCGAGUCUCCGUCUCCCAACAGCCCCAGUGUCCUUCCUCCAUUCGUGGAAGAAAAUGGCGGGCUUCAAAAGGGUGACCAGAUGCAGGUCAUUCCCAUUCCAAGUCCACCAGCUAAAUAUCUCUUGCCAGAAAUGACAAUAUCUGAUUACGGGAAGAAAUGCGUGGUCAUUGAUCUUGAUGAAACAUUAGUGCAUAGCUCCUUUAAGCCAAUUAGCAAUGCUGAUUUCAUUGUUCCAGUUGAAAUUGAUGGAACUAUACAUCAGGUUUAUGUAUUAAAACGGCCGCACGUGGACAAAUUUCUUCAGAGAAUGGGAGACCUCUAUGAAUGUGUGCUAUUCACAGCCAGCCUAGCAAAAUAUGCAGAUCCGGUGGCAGAUUUGUUGGAUCGUUGGGGUGUGUUUAAGGCUCGACUCUUCCGGGAAUCCUGUGUUUUCCACAGAGGAAAUUAUGUGAAAGAUCUUAGCCGGCUUGGACGAGAAUUGAGCAAAGUCAUCAUUGUAGACAAUUCUCCUGCAUCUUACAUCUUCCACCCUGAAAAUGCAGUGCCUGUUCAGUCCUGGUUUGAUGACAUGACAGACACAGAAUUGUUAGACCUUAUUCCUUUCUUCGAAGGAUUGAGUCAAGAGGAGGAAGUCUACACAAUGCUCCAUAAGCUGUGCAACAGGUAGCCUUUUGAACGCCAGUCCUUGUUGCUUUACCGCAACCCGCUGAAGCAUCUCACAGAGGCUGCUCUGGAUGUUUCUGAUCUUCCUCUGCCAGGAAAGAUAAUCCUGACUCAGUGGUUCUAAAUCAUGGGACUGACUCUAAGGUGACCAGAACUACUUUUUAAAACAAAAAAAUCAAGAAAGAGAAGAUAAAGAAAUAGAAGCUAUUUUGAAUGGGGCUUUUAACGCAUUUCAUAAACAGACGCGUUUUACAGAUUCUGCUUUUUUUCUUAAAACAUGCCAAAAAAAAAGAAUAAAAAAAAAAAAGAAAGCUUGGUAUUAACUUCAAACAGUCCCCCCCUUCCCAACUCAUCCUGCUAUGCAGAGUGUUUUUCCCACCCCACCCUGCUUCUUAGAGCAGUUGACCUGACUCUGAACUUAAUUUCUUCCAGGAUGAAGUGCCUUUUUGAAUGUUGUUUUAAGAUUUAAAAAAAAAAUCACUUUUGUAUAAGGGGUAUUUCCAAAAUCUUUUAGUCUUGUAUUGUUUAAAUGCUUGAAAAAAAAAAAGACAAAGAAGAGUUGGGAGACUUUUUAUA
Molecule: messenger RNA, 2259 nt
Organism: Crotalus tigris (Tiger rattlesnake)
Lineage: Eukaryota; Metazoa; Chordata; Lepidosauria; Squamata; Viperidae
Gene: CTDSPL
Product: CTD small phosphatase like
Exons: 8
Coding region: 860-1687 (275 amino acids)
Molecular function (GO): RNA polymerase II CTD heptapeptide repeat phosphatase activity
Source: RefSeq, a predicted model, not a curated record